AUGACCGCGUUUCGGCGGUCCUUUGUCGCCACCACCACGCGACUCUCGCGGCGAAGCGCGUCCAAAGUGCUGGGCUCGGCCGACGAAGCUGUCGCUGACGUGCGCAGCGGCUCGACAUUGCUGAGCGCAGGUUUUGGCCUCUGCGGCGUCGCCGAAACCCUUAUCCAAGCGCUGAACCGCCGCGGUGCCGCGAACCUGCACUCUCUGACGGCUGUCUCGAACAAUGCCGGCAUCGAGGGUCUCGGCGGCUUGUCACUCCUCACCAAGGCUGGCCAGGUGAACCGGUUGGUGCUUUCGUACCUCGGCAACAACAAGGCGCUCGAAAGACGCUACCUCCAAGGCGAGCUCGCCAUCGAGCUGUGUCCGCAGGGCACCCUGGCAGAGAGGCUUCGCGCCGCCGGUGCCGGCAUCCCGGCAUUUUAUACCCCCACAGGCGCGCAUACGCUCCUUGAACAGGGGAAGAUUCCGAUACGCGUCGACGGCGACGGCGGCGUGCUCGAGCCUGGAAGGCCCCGCGAGCGGCGCGAUUUCGACGGCCGGUCUUUCCUCCUCGAGUCGGCCUUGGCGGGCGAUGUGGCCAUCCUGCGCGCCUGGAAGGCCGACACCGCCGGCAACUGCGUCUUUCGCUACACGACCAAGGCUUUCGGUCCACUCAUGGCCAAGGCCGCGCGUCUCACCAUCGUCGAGGCCGAGAAGAUCGUCGACGUUGGCGAAAUUCACCCGGACGCCAUCGACCUGCCUGGCAUCUUUGUCGACCGCGUAGUGCCUGCGACGGCGGAGAAAAAGAUCGAGGUGCUGCGGACUCGCGAAGACUCGGCCGGCUCCAGCACCGUAUCCAGCUCCGGGCCGGAAUCCGAAUCCGAUGCGCGGCAGGCACAGCAGCUUCGCCGCCACCGCAUCGCUCGGAGGGCCGCGCACGAGCUUAAGCAGGGUUACUACGUCAACCUCGGCGUCGGCAUCCCCACGCUGGCCGCCACUUUUCUGCCGGCCGACCGCAUCGUCUGGCUGCAGUCGGAGAACGGGAUUCUCGGGAUGGGCCCCUAUCCGACCCUCGAAGAGGUCGACCCGGACAUUGUCAACGCCGGCAAGGAGACGGUGACGCUGGUCCCCGGCGCCUCGUGUUUCGAUUCGUCCGAGUCCUUUGGCAUGAUUCGCGGCGGCCACGUCGACGUGUCCAUCCUCGGGGCCCUCCAAGUCAGCGCCGGCGGCGACCUUGCCAACUACAUGAUUCCAGGCAAGGUCUUCAAGGGCAUGGGCGGCGCCAUGGAUCUCGUGGCCAACCCGGACGAGACGAAGAUUGUCGCCGCCACCGAGCACGUGGCCAAGGAUGGCUCGAGCAAGAUUGUGCAAAAGUGCCGCUUGCCCCUGACGGGUGCGCGCUGCGUCAGCACCAUCAUCACCGACCUCUGCGUCUUUCAGGUGGACCGCAAGAAGGGCCAGAUGACCCUCACGGAACUGGCGCCAGGCGUUGGCGUCGACGAGGUACGCAGCAAGACGGAGGCCGACUUUGCCGUGGCGGAGCAUGUGACGGCGAUGGAGUAG
This is a messenger RNA of Drechmeria coniospora, 1542 nucleotides long. Its product is annotated as succinyl-CoA:3-ketoacid-coenzyme A transferase. Gene Ontology annotation, biological process: ketone body catabolic process. Gene Ontology annotation, molecular function: succinyl-CoA:3-oxo-acid CoA-transferase activity. The record is from RefSeq and is a predicted model, not a curated record. Lineage: Eukaryota; Fungi; Ascomycota; Sordariomycetes; Hypocreales; Ophiocordycipitaceae. The coding region runs from base 1 to 1542 and encodes 513 amino acids. The transcript has 5 exons.